AUGAACUCGAAUCAAGACCAGAACUUGAGCAAGGCCAUGGGGUCCGUGGUACUCCAAGUUGGUGCUCUCGAACUUCUAGCAAGGUAUUCCAUGAAUUCGGGGAGAGCUACAAGCGUUUUGUCGUCACUGCAUGAAUUCAGAGUACAAGAAGUAGAGAUGGCUGGUGGAAAACAAUGGAAUUGGAAAUAUUUAAGGGACCAAUUCGAUCAAAAAGACUUGGAAGGAUUAUACAGAAGAUACGAUGACAAAUUACGCGAAACUUUAAUUUAUAUUUAUUUGAGUCUAUUAAUAUUAUUCACCACCGUACAUAUAAUUUUUGUUGUUGCUGGUACAGUAACGGAGCAAAUACAAUCAGUGUCUACAUUUCUAACAAUGGGAAUGUACGUUUUAAGGAUAGCAGUGCCGAUAAUAUGCCUGUGGAAGCGAAUUUACUAUCCUCUAAAGACAAAAUGCUUUUGGAUGCCGAUACUUGUCACGUUUGUUAUUACUUUAAAUCUUGUUUUCACAGAUGUUAUCAUCAGUGUCUAUAGUUAUUUUGAAGGUAUUGCUUUAAGACCUGCAUACGCGACGAUGGCACUGCUUUCUAGUUACAUCUUCCUUCCAAUAAGAAACAACUUCUUAGUUAUUUUUCUCGGUAUUUUGGUCAGCACUAUCUACGUUUUAGUUUACGGAUUCUUUUCAUACGAAGAAACUCAAUAUCUUGGUGCUGUUGUUUCAUCGGAAAUAAUUUACUUGAUCGGGGUGAAUCUCAUGGGCAUAUAUUUUAGACUUAUGAAUGAAAUAGUUACCAGACGAUCAUUUUUAGACAGGCGGGCCUGUGUAGAAAGCACCCUCCGAUUGAAGUUUGUCAAAGAACAAGAGGAACGACUUAUGAUAAGCAUAUUGCCAGAACACAUUGUGUCUAAAGUGCGACAGGAUAUAAGAACCAUGUUCUUGGGUCUCAACGAACAUCCCAUAAGACAAAAUAUGAAAUCUUUCAACCAGUUGUAUGUUGAAGAACAUGAUAACGUAAGCAUAUUGUAUGCAGAUGUGGUUAACUACACAAUGAUAUCGACUACGUUGUCGCCCAUGAGGAUGGUAGAACUACUCAACGAAUUAUUUGGUAGAUUUGAUGAAGCUUCUGAGGAAUACGAUGUGUUAAGAAUAAAGUUUCUUGGAGACUGCUACUACUGUGUCAGUGGUAUACCGAAGCCCACCAACCAACAUGCUAAGAACUGCGUGGAUCUUGGCCUGGAGAUGAUACAUAUAAUUAAAGACGUGAGAGAAAAACGCUCAUUAAACAUGGACAUGAGAAUAGGUGUCCAUUCCGGUAAGAUCCUAAGUGGAGUAAUCGGCAUUAGAAAAUGGCAAUUUGAUAUUUGGUCCAAGGAUGUGACAAUAGCAAACAGAAUGGAAUCUACGGGUAAAGCAGGGAAGGUUCACAUAACAAAACAAACCCUGGAAUUACUUUUGGAUUAUGCCAGGGAAUAUAUAAUUGAACCAAACUAUGAAUCUCAAAAUGAUUCUUUUUUAAUGAAAAAUAAGUUGGAGACGUAUCUGGUAUCGAGGCCGGAACGGAAUGUCGAUUAUAAACCGUUUCGAAGGGCAUCCGUUGGAAUGAACAAAGUCAUAACCAAAAGUAAUACAUCUAAUAGACGAUCGAAAACAAGAAGCUCUAGCCAAUUUCGAAGGACGACCACGUUUAUGGAUGAUAAUUUGGUCGAAUAUCAACAGAUGCUUAAAGCCGCAGAUGCACAAAUGGCUAAAGAAAUUGAAGAUAUGACUAACGGCAAAGAACAUUUCCGCAAUGAAUCAAAAUUGAACAGAUUUACGUUGAUGUAUAGAAAUUUUACUUUGGAGAAAACGUUUUUGUUACUACCAGACCCACUCUUUAAAUAUUAUAUUACAUGUUGUCUUACAACAUUAAUAUUGAUAUUACUGAUCAAUGGAUUGACUACAAAUUGCUUCGGUCUUGCUGCUACGUCGGUAGUCAACAUUAUAGAAUGUUCAGAAGUACAUGUACCAGCAGCUGAAGCUGUUCUCUCGAACUGCAUAUCGUCGUGGCAUGUGACACAAUGUUGGAGCUUGGCUUUAUUAUUGAACUUUUUAUUUAGCAGAGUAUUUUUUAUUUUCAAGUGGAUCGUAGCUGGAGCUAUGACCGUAUUCUAUUUAUGGGUAGUCUGGGAAAGAAGAACAGCAUUUUUCAGUAUCGAUACUUCCUGGAAUGUAGGGCUGGAUCCCAGAAUAGCACAUACACUUUCUGUUCUUAUAAUUACUAUUACCCUUUACUGGAUAGACAGAACUACUGAGUACAGAAAUAGAUUAGACCAUUUAUGGCAACUCCAAUUAAGUGAAGAACAAAAAGAAGCAGAAACUAUGUUGAAAGUUAAUAAUAUGCUCUUAGAGAAUAUACUUCCAGCUCAUGUAGUUCAAGUUUACCUAAACCUCAACCGAUCUGUAGAUGAGCUUUAUUAUGAGAAAUAUGAUAAUGUGGCAGUAAUGUUUGCAUCGUUGACUAACUACAAACUGGGAGUGGGAGGAGAUGCUGACAUGAGCGAUAAAUUCCUACUAAGUAUAUUAGAUGAAAUCAUAUCGGACUUUGAUAGAUUACUACUCACGGGUGCAUCAAAUUAUAAAGUGGAAAAGAUAAAAAUGGCUGGGUGGACUUACAUGGCCGCAUGUGGUUUAGAUCCAAGUAGAAGAGAAUCUAUGGAUUCCGUAUCUUUGCAAUACCCAACCGUGCGGAAAAACAGUACUCCGUACAACAGAGCUAUAGUAUUGACCAUGGUAGAGUUUGCAGCCGCUAUGAUGAUGCAAUUACAAAAUUUUAAUCGAGGGUCAUUUCAAAGUUUCGAGGGAUUAAAUAUAAGAAUUGGUAUAUCCAACGGCGAAGUGGCAGCCGGUGUAGUGGGAUCUCAAAAACCACUGUAUGAUAUUUGGGGACACGCAGUUAAUAUGGCAUCUAGGAUGGAUUCUACAGGAGAUAGUGGUAAAAUACAGGUCACAGAAAACACUGCCAUUAUCUUGGACGAAUGCGAUAUCUUGACGACAUGUAGAGGUGAAACUUUCGUAAAAGGAGCAGGCUACAUUAAAACUUAUUUUGUGCCACUUGAUGAAAACUUCAACUUGAUUAUGAAAGAAAACAGCAUGAACUAUUACAGGGUUCAGGAUAGAGCUCGUUAUUUUAACAUUAGGAAUAGCAUGUACAGCGAUAAUUUAUACGAGAUAAGGAAGAUGUCUUACGAUAGCAUAGGCAGUUAUAGUUAUAUUAGUGACACUGGAACAGUGACGUACUAUGAAAAGAAAACAUCUACAGCGAGUGAAGACACUAAUAGUUUCAUCAGCAUAUUCACAAGUCUCAUAAUGGCUGACGAACCAGAAUCUCAAUUGCGUCGACGACGAACAUCAGCAAAUUCUAAUUUACCUCUUCACCUUGACGUAGAAUGUAUGAUCAGUGAGGGUGAUCCUGACUAUUCGACUCCUUCGCCAAGCUGUAUAAAACGUCUAGUCAAUACCAAACAAAAGAAUUCAUCCUCCGCACUCCUGGAUUUUAAGAAUAAGCAACAAUCCUUUGACAUUCAAGUAGAGGAAUGCGAAGAAGAAGAAAUAUUCAUAGAGAGUGAAGACGAGGAUGCAGACGACCCAGGCGAGGCGUCAUCAGCUAACCGUCCGUUCACACCGACACCAAUACAUGAUUUUGCUGCCAAUGUUGUCUACACUGAAGGUCCACAAACUUCGGACUUCCUGAGGGUAAACGCUGUAGAAAACGACUGCUAUACGGAUGUUUCGGAGGCGAACAGCGAUGAUGAAGCCAAUGAAGAAUAA
This is a messenger RNA of Arctia plantaginis, 3804 nucleotides long. The record is from the annotation of a GenBank genome assembly. Lineage: Eukaryota; Metazoa; Arthropoda; Insecta; Lepidoptera; Erebidae.